Messenger RNA from Spodoptera litura, 1758 nucleotides. RefSeq names its product nucleoside diphosphate kinase 7. Lineage: Eukaryota; Metazoa; Arthropoda; Insecta; Lepidoptera; Noctuidae. The record is from RefSeq and is a predicted model, not a curated record. Gene Ontology annotation, cellular component: axonemal microtubule; centrosome.
ACUAUGAUGUAGACAUAUACAGACAGUAGGUACCGUCUUUACCAUAAGGGCCAAUCGAGGCCUGUGCCCAUCCUCAGGUGACCCCGAAGGACCAACAAUUUCUACAACGAACACAACAACCGGGUGCCGCGCAAUUUGUAGCGGGUUCGAUUCAAAAUCUUUAUGUGCUCCCCAAAUUGUUGUUCCUGGUCUGGGUGUCAUGUGUAUGUGAACUUGUAUCUUUGUAAAUGCACCCAUAUUAAAUAACUCCUAGCGUGGGGCAUCAUUAAAAAAAAUCCAAAAGGGCCCCGAAUUAUUGUGUGCCCAAGGGUCCCAGCGUAGUAGACGGCCCUCCAUACAGACCCUUUUUUCAACGUCCUUGGAAUACAGGGCGAAAAAAACUAUUAUAAGUACCUAUGUACCUAUACUCUGGUUGUCAUUGUUUGGCUGCUUGGCGUGGUCACUGUAUUGCAGACUUAUUACCAAAGAGUAUAAUAAGUAAAGGGGUGUAAACUCUUUGAUUCCAGAUGAAAACUUUGAUGGUUACCAAAAAAAAAAGAUAUUUUUAUGUUUGAUCUGAUUAUUCAAAAUAUCGUUUUCUAUAAAAAUGGUGUUCGAUUAUUUUGACAAGUAUACAUUUCUCUGUGAAAUCUUUGAUGAAGACGCUGAUAUUAUAGUUGAAUUAGUACUUAACUUUUUCCCUUUUGAUAAUUCAUGCCAAGUUAUAAACCCAAAAAAAGGAAAAAGCCUACUAAGACGUGUGCAAUUGCCAACGCUUAAAAGGGAAAUGCUACAAAUUGGCAAUAUAGUGAAUGUUUUUUCAAAAUUACUUCUUAUUACCGAUUGCACACCGCUAACAAAGAGAACUUUAUUUAGCAAAGUAGAAAGUACCUUUGCAAUGAUCAAACCCAUGUCGUCAAAUAAACAUGGAACUAUUAUCACGUUCAUAAUGAAGAAGGGGUUUCGUAUUGUACGAAUGAAAAACGGAAAGAUCAGCAAAGAUUUUGCUACGAAGCUUUAUAAACAUAUGGUCGGGGAAGGUAUGCUCCCUAUUAUAAUUGACUACGUCACUAGUGGUGAAGUUAUAGGUCUAGAACUUGUUGGCCCCAACGCCAUAGCAGAAUGGCGUCGGUGUCUAGGUGCAACAGACCCUGCAGAUGCUGAACCUGGCACACUCAGACAAAUAUUUGGAGAAAAUAUUCUCAGAAAUGCCGCUCAUGGCUGUAUUUCAGUAAAUGACGCUGCAGAGAUGUUAGACUUAUAUUUUGGUUACGAAAAUGGCGUGCCACGAAUACCAUUUAGAGCAACGUAUGAAAAUUGUACUUGUUGCGUGAUCAAACCACACGUAUUGUUAGACGGUAACGUCGGAGCAGUUCUCGAACAAAUUACAGCUACAGGAAAGUUCCAUAUUACCGCUAUGGCUAUGUUUUCCGUUGAAAUAGCUGAUGCUCAAGAGUUCUAUGAAAUAUAUAAAGGAGUUUUACCCGCAUUCGAGGGUAUGUGUAUACACCUGGCCGAAGGAAAAUGUGUAGUAUUGGAAAUUCAAUGCAUAGAUCCUAAUUUGAACUGUGUUUCUGAAUUCAGACAAUUAGCCGGCCCUCGAGAUCCGGGCUUAUGUCGUCAAUUGUACCCAAACAGUAUUAGAGCUCUCUAUGGAAAAACAAGUAUUCAGAAUGCUAUACACUGCACAGAUUUGCCUGAGGAUGGGAAAACUGAAGUUCAAUAUUUCUUCAAACUCUUAGCUAAGACACAGUUUGUUUAAGAAGUAAAUAUUAUUUA